This is a messenger RNA of Tupaia belangeri chinensis (Chinese tree shrew), 945 nucleotides long. RefSeq names its product olfactory receptor 51F2. Gene Ontology annotation, cellular component: plasma membrane. The transcript has a single exon. The record is from RefSeq and is a predicted model, not a curated record. Gene Ontology annotation, molecular function: olfactory receptor activity; G protein-coupled receptor activity. NCBI's taxonomy places the organism in Eukaryota, Metazoa, Chordata, Mammalia, Scandentia, Tupaiidae. Bases 1 to 945 code for a protein of 314 amino acids. Gene Ontology annotation, biological process: G protein-coupled receptor signaling pathway.
AUGUCAAUCUUCCGUAAUUCUACUUCUCCCAUUUUCCUCCUCACGGGGUUUUCUGGACUUGAAUGGGCUUAUGCCUGGAUCUCCAUCCCCUUCUGCUGCCUCUAUAUAACUGCCCUUUCUGGGAACACCUUGAUCCUGUUCGUGGUCCUCACUGAGCCAAGCCUCCAUGAACCAAUGUACUAUUUCCUCUCCAUGUUGUCCACCACUGACUUGGGUCUAUGCAUCUCUACUCUGGGGACAGUGCUGGGAAUAUUCUGGCUCAAUGCUCGGGAGAUCAGCUUCAAUGCCUGUUUAUCACAGAUGUUCUUCAAUCAUCUUUUCACUGUCAUGGAGUCCUCUGUGCUCCUGGCUAUGGCCUUUGAUCGUUUUGUGGCCAUUUCUAAUCCUCUGAGAUAUGCCACUAUCUUAACAGACCUUAAAAUAGUGCAGAUUGGUACAGCAAUCAUCACCAGGGGGACAGUAAUAUUAAUUCCUAUGGUAGUGCUUCUUAAGCGUCUGUCAUUCUGCCGUAGUCACGUGCUCCACCACUCCUACUGUUUUCACCCCGACGUGAUGAAGCUCUCCUGCACAGAUACCAGCAUCAAUAGUGCCCUUGGACUGACUGUGGUCGUCUUAACUAUGGGAGUUGACUCCAUCUUCAUUCUGCUCUCCUAUGUCCUGAUCAUUCGCUCAGUUCUCAGCAUAGCUUCCCCUGAGGAAAGGAAGAAGGCCUUCAGCACCUGCAUCUCCCAUCUCUGUGCAGUGGCCAUAUUCUACAUCCCUUUGAUCAGCCUGUCUUUCGUUCAUAGGUUUGGGAAACAUGCUCCUCCCUACGUUCCCACCCUCAUAGCUAACCUGUACUUGCUCAUUCCCCCGGUGAUGAACCCCAUUAUCUACAGUGUGAAAACAAAGCAGAUUCAGAAAGCUGUGCUGAAACUCUUAUUUUCCAAAAGAAGUCUGAUUUAA